UUCUACAGUACAGAUUGGUGAUCAUCAGGUGAUCGAUGAUCAAUCAGUGGAUAUUUUGUGCAAACAAUUGUCUAUGCCUAAUUCUCUCUACGAAUCAGGCUUUCCGUGAACCAUGCAGCGGUGUGCGCAGUUGACGGUGACCGUCCUCAACAUUGUUCUUGGCUUGUUUUACAGCCUUGUUGGAUUGGUGAAGGUCUAUCCUGCGCUUUCUCCUGAAGUCCACAAUGAAAUGAAAUCUAGUUUCCCUGGCCAUGCCGAGGUCUCACCUCUCAACCUUGUCGGUGUGAAUCUCGAACCUGACACGUAUAUGUUUGCCAUUGGUGCCACGGAGCUGUGCCUUGGUAUUUUGCUCAUCAUCGGGCCGUCAGCAAUCAAGCUGCUUAGUAACAUCAUUCUCCUGGUGAUCAUGGUCGGGGCAAUACACGCGCACGUCGCCCAGAAGGACGGGAAGAUGGUACCGGCCAUCAUUGCGUUCGUCCUGCUCGGCUUCCGGCUGAUGUUUGCCACGUCGUUUCCAUCCUACGCCCUUGUCGAUGAAGAGGAGAAGAAAAAGAAAUAGUCCGCAGCACUGCGCUUUAGGUCAGUGAGGUAUGAUGUUAUUGAUCAUGACUUUUUAUCUUUAGUUUAUUCCAAAGUUUUAUACUUGUCAAGUACCCGUCUUUAUGUUGUUGUGCGGCGGCAUGUGCUGCUUGUUCUUAGCCUUGUCUGGUGUUGUUUUCUGCUAGGUGCUGUUUCCCUUGAAUACCUCGUACUUAUUGUUGAUGUCUCUCGGUGCGCCAACACCCUGUCAAUGUGCCGGUGUGUGAUUGUCGGGCGCUUUCAAAUUAUUUUAUUCUCCACGGGAGUACUAGCUCAUUGCAGUAUUUCUGUUGUUUUCUCCUUUCUGCUGCAUUGCCUGUGUUGAGCACAUUGCAGCAAUGAUAUCAGACAAUGAGAUGUGAUUUUUAGUUUGCUGAAGCGUGGAUGCUUUCAAGCACUCUGUAGUGUGGGCCUGACUCAUCUCUCUCCGCCGCUUCUAUGUCUUUGAAUGGUCGAAGUUUAUGAUUAUAGCAUAUAGAGUCGUCGUGGAUCGAAUGUGAGCCAUGUGUGUGUGCGCUUGGGUGCAGUUGAAUAGUUUGUGAAUAUGCAGCCUGGAAUCAUGCAUGGUUUAUGUUCUUGUGCUCUCUUCUCUGGGAUUUCACAGCAUCUUUGAACAGGUGUAACAAAUCAA
This is a messenger RNA of Sycon ciliatum, 1210 nucleotides long. RefSeq names its product transmembrane protein 35B-like. NCBI's taxonomy places the organism in Eukaryota, Metazoa, Porifera, Calcarea, Leucosolenida, Sycettidae. The record is from RefSeq and is a predicted model, not a curated record. The coding region runs from base 113 to 559 and encodes 148 amino acids. The transcript is spliced from 3 exons.